UCGUUACUCACACACGCGCUCUCUCUCUCUUUCUCUGCUCCACUGCCUUUGCUACUGUUUAUCCCCUUCUUCAAUUUCCCCCUAAAAUAAUACUUUUGGUAGCAGAGGCAGCGGCAGAGGCCAUUGGGUUGGCCAGGUUGUUGAGAGAGAGACAGAACAGAGAUGACAUCAAUUUUCUACUACAAAGAAGAGUGAGAUCUGAGUUGUAACUUCCCUUUUCUGCUCUGUUUUCCAUAUUUCCAAGGAUUUUUGUUAUUUCCCUUCCAUUUUAGCCACUCCCAUUCCCAUUCACUUGUUUGUUUCUUUCAGAAUCCUUUAAAACCCAUCGAUCCAUCGGUUUCUUCUUCUUCUUCUUCUUCUUCAUUCGCCGCUCUGUUUCAGACAGAGGCCAUGGCAGAAGCUUCACAGAUUCUCUUACCGGAGUCGUUUCAAGGGGGAAGAGGCGAUUUCUCUGACCAAAUUUGGCUCAUAUGGGAGCUCAUCAAAGCGCCAUUGAUAGUUCCUGUGCUUAGAUUAAUGGUUUAUAUCUCAUUGGCAAUGUCUCUCAUGCUUUUCUUUGAAAGGCUUUAUAUGGGAAUUGUCAUUAUUCUGGUUAAGCUCUUUUGGAAGAAGCCUGAGAAACGUUAUAAUUAUGAACCCAUUCAGGAUGAUUUGGAAUUGGGAAGCUCCAAUUUCCCUCAUGUUCUUAUUCAAAUCCCUAUGUUUAACGAAAGAGAGGUUUACAAGAUCUCCAUUGGAGCUGCUUGUGGACUUUCCUGGCCGGCCGACCGCCUCGUCAUCCAAGUUCUUGACGAUUCAACCGACCCUGUCAUUAAGCAAAUGGUGGAACAAGAAUGCCUAAGAUGGGCAAGCAAAGGGAUCAACAUAACAUACCAAAUCAGAGAAACCAGAGGAGGGUACAAAGCUGGAGCUCUGAAAGAAGGGCUUAAACGGAGCUACGUUAAACACUGUGAAUAUGUCGCCAUUUUCGACGCCGAUUUCAGGCCGGAGCCGGAUUAUCUCCGGCGAGCCAUUCCGUUCUUAGUCCAUAACCCAGAUAUUGCUCUGGUUCAAGCUCGCUGGAGAUUCGUGAAUGCAGAUGAGUGCUUGUUGACCAGAAUGCAAGAGAUGUCUUUGGAUUACCAUUUCACAGUGGAGCAAGAAGUUGGGUCUGCUACCCAUGCCUUCUUUGGCUUCAAUGGAACUGCUGGUGUAUGGAGAAUUGCUGCAAUUAAUGAGGCAGGUGGGUGGAAAGACAGGACCACAGUGGAAGACAUGGACCUUGCGGUUCGAGCUAGUCUUAGAGGCUGGAAAUUUGUCUACUUAGGUGACCUGCAGGUAAAAAGUGAGCUUCCUAGUACUUUCAAAGCCUUCCGUUUCCAGCAGCACCGAUGGUCUUGUGGCCCUGCCAAUCUUUUCCGCAAAAUGGUCAUGGAAAUUGUCAGAAACAAGAAAGUUAAAUUCUGGAAGAAAGUUUAUGUGAUUUACAGUUUCUUCUUCGUUCGGAAGAUCAUUGCCCAUAUGGUUACUUUCUUCUUUUACUGUGUUGUUCUUCCCCUUACCAUUUUGGUUCCUGAAGUGUAUGUACCAAUCUGGGGAGCUGUUUACAUUCCUUCAAUCAUUACCAUUUUGAACUCAGUGGGAACUCCAAGGUCAAUUCACCUUCUGUUCUACUGGAUUCUUUUCGAAAACGUGAUGUCGUUGCACCGCACGAAAGCGACUCUGAUCGGUCUAUUCGAAGCGGGUCGAGCCAACGAAUGGGUUGUGACUGAAAAACUUGGAGAUGCUCUAAAGAACAAGGCAGCUGCUGAUGCUGCCAAGCUGAAGGCAAACGCCAAAGUGCCUAAAAUAAGGUUGAGGUGCAAGUUGGGAGACAGAAUCAACACAUUGGAGCUGGGAUUUGCAGCGUUCCUGUUCUUGUGUGGUUGCUAUGACUUUGUUCAUGGGAAGAACUGCUACUUUGUGUAUCUAUUCCUUCAGACAUUCAGCUUUCUGAUCACUGGAAUUGGCUAUGUUGGCACCAUCAUCCCAAGCUCUUGAGAAGCGAAGACCACUUCCUUUGAAAAAGAUUAUUUAUAUAUAUAUAUAUAUAUGAUAUAUUUAGUAAAGCUGAUAAUGUUCUACAGAAGGAGUAGCCUGCCUAACUUAGAACAACAAAGGGGGGUUUCAGGCAAUAGUUCAGUUCAGCUUCUUGGAAGAACAAGAUGAACAUGAUGAACAUGAUGAACAUGAUGAACAUGAUGAACAUGAUGAACAAGAACAAGAACAGAGAGGUUAGGAUUUGAAGAG
Messenger RNA from Cucurbita moschata (crookneck pumpkin), 2268 nucleotides. Its product is annotated as glucomannan 4-beta-mannosyltransferase 2-like. The record is from RefSeq and is a predicted model, not a curated record. Gene Ontology annotation, molecular function: mannan synthase activity. NCBI's taxonomy places the organism in Eukaryota, Viridiplantae, Streptophyta, Magnoliopsida, Cucurbitales, Cucurbitaceae. Gene Ontology annotation, cellular component: Golgi apparatus. The transcript has 9 exons. The coding region runs from base 391 to 2019 and encodes 542 amino acids.